AUGGGAUGUGUGACUAGCAGAAGAUCCCCUGGCUCAGUUGUUUCAGGCAGCAUCCAUUUGAAUUACAAACCCAAUCCAGGCGAAGACAGCGAAAUCGAAGAAAUUGCUGAGCUUCCCAUCCGUGCCCAAGAUGAAGAUUUUGACCUUGUCUCAGCUGUUGAGCUUUCUGUAUCCUGCAAUAACCUUUUUGCUGGCAAAGGCAUAACUUUUAGACCCUACUGCUGUAUUUUAUAUAGAUGAUGGUAUCGGAAACUAAGCAGAAAAAGGUCGCACAGAAAUUCAAAGAAAAAUUUGAAUCCUUCUUUUAUCAAAUCUUUCAAAAUUUCUUACUCAUUUGAAAAGCAGCUGCGAUUUCGCUUUGAUGUUUACAAUAUCAAUUAUUCAAAUAUUCCAAAAGCCUUAAGUGGCAAACACAGAUAG
Messenger RNA from Blepharisma stoltei, 420 nucleotides. NCBI's taxonomy places the organism in Eukaryota, Ciliophora, Heterotrichea, Heterotrichida, Blepharismidae. The record is from the annotation of a GenBank genome assembly.